CAAUACUGUGACUGAAUAUCUGAACGCAGACUCAGUCGAGAAAACCAAACAUUUUGUGAAUCAUUUGUUUUGAAUUCAAAAAAAACUUUUCAAUCAAUUUGUGGUCCAAAUCGGUGACCACUUUUCGGGCCAUGAAUUUGGAACUCUUGGAACACUUCGGGCAGAACUAUCCCGAAGAGUUUGAUGGAGCGCUUGACUGCAUAUCAUUGGCACUAACCUGUGCUUUUAACCGACGCGGCACUUGUCUGGCCGUCGGCUGCAAUGACGGCCGUAUCGUUAUUUGGGAUUUUUUGACCCGAGGAAUGGCCAAAAUUAUAUCAGCUCACGUACAUCCUGUUUGUUCACUUAGUUGGUCCCGAAAUGGCCAGAAACUGGUCAGUGCUUCAACUGAUAAUACUGUCUGUGUGUGGGAUGUGUUGACGAGUGAGUGUAUCCUUCGGUGGCGUUUCUUUUCACCCAUACUUCGCGUUCAAUUCAAUCCACGAAACGAUAAAAUGAUUUUGAUUUGUCCGCUAAAACACGCGGCUAUAGUUGUCUUCAUUCCUCAUAAAGAAGUGUCAUCAAAAACUCAUGUAAUGGUUCCUCUAGACGACGAUCCGGAUCUCAAUAUUGUUGCCUCAUUUGACAAAAGAGGUCAAUACAUAUACACCGGUAAUGCAAAGGGAAGGAUACUUGUUGUCAAAGUUGGUCCAAAUAUUACUAAUUUGACAGUAAUUGCAUCAUUUCGAGUGUCCAACACUGCGGUCAAACAAAUAGAAUUUGCUCCCCGAAAGAAAGAUAUAUUUCUGGUCAGUACUGCUGAUAGAGUGAUUCGGGUCUAUGAGACAAAUGAAGUGUUGUGUUGCGGCAAAAAUGGCGAACCGGAACCCAUUCAGAAACUUCAGGAUUUAGUAAAUAAGACGAUGUGGAAGAAGUGUUGCUUUUCUGGUGGACCCGACGCUGACUAUAUCUGUGCCGGUUCUGCCCGACAACACGCUCUCUAUGUAUGGGAACGUAAUGUUGGAACUCUCGUUAAGAUAUUGCACGGAACUAAAGGCGAACUUCUUUUAGAUGUUGUGUGGCAUCCCAUACGACCAAUAAUUGCCAGUAUAUCAAGUGGUGUCGUAUCAAUCUGGGCUCAGCCACAGGUAGAAAAUUGGUCGGCAUUUGCGCCCGAUUUUAAGGAAUUGGAUGAAAAUGUCGAAUAUGAGGAAAGAGAGUCAGAAUUUGAUAUCGAAGACGAGGACAGAACUCCGGCCAGAGUUUCUCAAGACAAUGAAGAUGAAGACAUUGAUGUCGUUGAUGUGAUUACUCCGCAUACUAUCCAUGCAUUUCUUAGCAGUGACGAAGAAGAAGAUGAUCAAAACGCUUUGAUAUAUCUUCCAAUUUCUCCCGAUAUCGAUGAACCCGAAGGCGAAGUGCCCGUAUCUACCACUCCUACACCACGUGUGGAGACACCUACAAAAUCACGCCGAUCUAAGACAAUAGACAUUGACCUCAAAGAAGGACCUAAAGAUGAAACGCAUCCAUUGUUAACUGGUUCGGGAAAACAGCAACGAACUAUCGGCGGACCACCCGAUAAGUCCUUGUUAGCCAAAUCUAAAGUUCAGAGACCGAAUGUUGGUCCGAGCGGUUCCGGCAAACGACCGUCAAAUGGAAACACAGAUAUAAUUGCCAGUAAACGAAGUAAAACUAAGAAAACUAAUGAUGUCUACUAAACCAUUGG
Messenger RNA from Oppia nitens, 1705 nucleotides. RefSeq names its product retinoblastoma-binding protein 5 homolog (gene Rbbp5). The coding region runs from base 132 to 1697 and encodes 521 amino acids. Gene Ontology annotation, molecular function: protein binding. The record is from RefSeq and is a predicted model, not a curated record. NCBI's taxonomy places the organism in Eukaryota, Metazoa, Arthropoda, Arachnida, Sarcoptiformes, Oppiidae. Gene Ontology annotation, cellular component: Set1C/COMPASS complex. The transcript is spliced from 6 exons.